Messenger RNA from Thunnus maccoyii (southern bluefin tuna), 5319 nucleotides. RefSeq names its product ral guanine nucleotide dissociation stimulator-like 2 (gene rgl2). Bases 458 to 2686 code for a protein of 742 amino acids. Gene Ontology annotation, biological process: positive regulation of GTPase activity; Ras protein signal transduction. Gene Ontology annotation, cellular component: plasma membrane. The transcript is spliced from 20 exons. Lineage: Eukaryota; Metazoa; Chordata; Actinopteri; Scombriformes; Scombridae. Gene Ontology annotation, molecular function: guanyl-nucleotide exchange factor activity. The record is from RefSeq and is a predicted model, not a curated record.
UCCCCUGUGGAGCGGUGUAUCGUAGACGGUCUGGUGUACAGUAUCCUCACACUGUGUACUAACCAGAGAGACGCAGCGGUUGCCAAAGCGCUGAGUGCACAACAUACAGGAACUGCGACGUCAGAGAGAAAGAGAGAGGAGAGGGAGGAGGUGGAGGAGAGGGAGCGAGUUUGCAGCCAAACCAAAGUGCGCUAUCAGCUGCUGAAGGCUGGACAGACGGGCAGUGUGGGGACACAGAUAGAGGAGAGAGAGAGAGGGUGGGGAGGGGGGCGAGCCGGAGGACGGAGACUCCCUAGUCGUUGUCAUCGGUGACGGUACAGAUGGGUGCGACUCCCCUCAGCUGAGCCGGCCACCGAUCCAGCAGUAACAGCGGUCAUCCAAUGCUGCCAGAAUCCAGCUGACCACAGUUGGAUAGCCUACAUCCUGCUAAUGACACUCGGCUAUCACAGCUGGCAUCAUGCUCCCCCGUAACAUGCGAACAGGUGGUUGUGACCUGCCGGGGGUGGAGUCAAGCAAUGUGCCUCUCAUUGGCUACCGGCCCUUGUCACCUGACAGCGGCACCCCGAGCCACCAAUCAGGGAGGAGGAGCAGCAGCGGUGAACUUGAAACUUCACAGGUAGAGCCCUCACCGAUGAAGACUACCUGGUACUGUCCUCUGGAUCUGUCCACUGUGGUGGAGGAGGAAGAGGAUGGGGUGAUCUACACAGUGGUGGUCAAACAACAUCAUGUCGCCCCCAGCAGUCCGUUGUCCUCGGCUUCUCGUUCACAGUGUGUGAAAGCAGGAACAGAAGAGAAGCUUGUGCUCCACCUCCUCCACUCCUUCUCCAUGGGAGAUUCUUCCUUCAUCACCAUCUUCCUCUCUACCUAUCGAUCCUUCACCUCCACAGGAAGAGUGCUGGACAUCCUCACUGACAGAUUGGAGCACCCACCAGGAGACAGCGAGAGGAGCCAGACGAGACAAUCUUUCAACAAAGCAGUGUGUACGGUGUUCAGCACAUGGCUUUCGGAGUACCCUGAAGACUUCGAGAGUUUGGGGGAGCCCUCGCGCCUGCUGCGACUGGCUCCCCUCCUCCCCCAGGAUUCCUCCUCUGCAGCUGACCUCCGUGCUCGUCUCCUCAGGAUAGCUGAGGAGCUGAGUGAGAAAGCCUUGCUCCCUAACACCUCUAAAGAUCAGACUGGUUUCACUAGCCCUCCUGAUGCAGCAAAGUUUGAAGCCACCAGCGUCCUGGGAUUCCCCGCAGCGAUUAUCGCUGAGCAGCUCACCAAGAUAGAGACGGAGCUGUUUGUUCGUCUGGUCCCGUACCACUGCCUUGGCUCGUUGUGGUCUCAGAGGGAUAAAAAAGGGAGAGAGGGCGUUUGUUGGUCGGUCCGGGCCACUGUACGUCAGUUCAACAAGUUGGCCAAUGCGGUUCUAGCAUCUUGCCUUUGGCCCACAAAACUGCGCAGCCAGCAGAGAGCUCGACUGCUGGAGAAAUGGAUCAGUGUGGCAGAGGAGUGCAGAGCCAGGAAGAACUUCUCCUCGCUGUACGCCAUUGUGUCUGCCCUGCAGAGUAACCCCAUCCACCGGCUGAGGAAGACCUGGCAGGACACUGACAGGGAGGCGAUCAGGAGAUACGAGGAACUGUCAGAGAUAUUCUCAGAGAAGGACAACUACUCGCAGAGCAGAGAACUCUUGAAGGAGGAGGGGACGUCAAAGUUUGCCAACCUUGACAACAGGCUCAACCACAGACUUCCUAAUAGGUCCAACGCCCAGGGCACCGUGCCCUACCUCGGCAUCUUCCUCACAGACCUCACCAUGCUGGACACGGCGGUCAAAGACAGGCUGGAUAACGGCUACAUCAACUUUGACAAAAGGAGAAGGGAAUUUGAGGUUUUAGCUCAAAUCCGGCUCCUGCAGUCUUCCUGCAAAAACUGUGUUUUCACUGCUGAUGAGAGCUUCACACAGUGGUAUCACAGUGUACCUACACUAACAGAGGAGGAAAGUUAUAGAUUGUCCAAUGAAAUAGAAGCACCUGGUGAACCAAGCCCCCGUGGCCUUGCCCCAACAGUCAUCAUUACACAGUGCGGAGACCUGAGUACCUCCCGGACCAGCCUGGCUGGUGACAGUGACAGCCUGUUUGACUUCCCCUCCCCUGUCAAUAACCUGCUCUCAAAACUCACAAAGCAUAUGAGAUCUCCGUCUGUGUCCUGUUUGGAUGUUGACACAUCUCCUCCACCCAACGACUCCACCCCUGCCACGUUGACUCCAUCCACUCCAACAAAAUCACAUCGCCGAUCGGCCUCCUGCGGCAACAACCCCCCCAGUAACACCAAGGGUUCGGGGCCGGACAUGCGAAUCAUCAGGAUACGGAUGGACCUGCAAGAUGGAAACCUAUACCGAAGCAUACUGGUUACGAGCAAUGAUAAGACCCCCACUGUGAUCAGCUCUGCCUUAGAAAAGCACAAUCAGGACCCCAAACAGGCAUCCAGAUAUGAGCUGAUCCAACUUCUGCCUGAAGGAAAAGAACUGGUCAUCCCUGCUACAGGAAACGUCUUCUACGCCAUGACAUCAUCUAGUGUUGACUUCCUGUUGAGAAGGAAAGGUGGGAACCCUCCUCUUGGCUCACAGCCAAUCAGCACAGAGACAAGCGCCACUUUCCCGCGAAUCAAGGCCAAGGGGAGGAGACUGGUCAGGACUCUAUUUUGACAUCAGAUUUUUCCUCGGCGCAGCUUUGUCCACAGUGAUGGAUAUUUAGACCUGACAUUAUUGCAGUGUGAGCUCUCACAAACUGUAAAUGUGGCCUUCUCUGCGCAAAACAAAAAAUCUACACAUGCCUUUCUCCCAUUCUCCCACCAACCCUGUUCUACCAAAACACCAAGACCAAGUCUCUUUAAUGUACAACUGCAUAUAGCAGAGUUUGUCGGACAUUUCAGACCUCCUGCUGCCCUGCAGUGCACACCAGAGCCGCCUGCUGCUGAAGAACAGUAUCAGUUUUCCUCUUUUUCCAAACAGUAUGCAUUACUAAUUUACACCUGGAGGAAGAGCAAAGGAAGCCUUUAAGUGAGUGCUUUUGGUGCUGGCUCUUGAGUCCCAGUCAGGUAGCACUUGAUGCAUUUUUUUCAUUCCAACUCAAUGAAUAAGAUCUGUUUUAAUUGCUAACAGCCAAUGGGGAAAUCCAAUGUUGUUGUAUGUCUCAGUCGUGAGUAACGUUUCCAAAUGUAAAAAGAUGUAAAAAGAUGUUUAAUUGGAAAGAACUUGCUUUUGUGAUCACCCAAGAUGAAGGAUUUAGGGCUGUGUUUUUUGGGGAGAAGCUUAAUGAAAUCUAAUCUAAUCUGAUCUGGUUCUUGUCAACAGCACACACCUGGAAGACACAAAGAAAGUGCAUCAUUGUAGCAAAACACUGGAACCUGUCAAAUGAGACAUAUAUAUGUUUUGUAUAUAUUUAUAUAUUUUGUACGUCUGUAUGAUGUCAAGAUUGUGUUUACACUGGUAAGGAGCUCUAGGAUCCAUGUGUCUGAAUUGUCAAGUAACUAAUUCAUUAAGGAAAAAUGCAUCAAAUACCUGCAAGAUUUUCACUUUAAACAGGCCAGCACCUGCCUACAGUGGGAAUGAUUAUUUCAGCUUCGACUCAAGCAGAUACUCAUUUCAGCAUAAACUUAAAGUUGCAUAAACUUAAGUUUUUAUAUUGCAUUUAAUUUAGUAACUCUUCAUAAUGUGAAAGGGGUUACUCGUAAGGACAAACCCUCUGAGAAUUAUCAACUCUGCAGCUCUACUGAGCUUUUAAGCUCAUUGUUUUGGUUUUACAGCCCAAAAAUAUACUUUUGUUAGUUUUCAAGCUGUUGCCAACCCUGUUUCCAGCAGCAGCUGUUUUUUUCUGCAAAAAAGUUCUGAUAAAACUGCUGUAUACUUUUCCAGCAACAACCAGCAGACACACAGUUAGUGCACAGUUGGUGAGAGAGCCAGAUAUUUUCAUUACGAGUUGCUAGAUACCAAACUAGAACUUAAGGGAGAGUGACAUGUACUUAUUUUAUCAGAUGGACAGAAAUCCAACUCUAGAUAAAUCCUCUUCCUGUUCACUAACAAGCCAAAACAAAGGCGAUAAAAAAUGUUGAUUUCUUCUGCCCCCUAGUGGCCGAAAAUUGAUUUUUGCAGCUUUAAAAGCAACUUGGAGCACACUUAAAACUUGUGGCUUUGCAUAGUUUUAUUAGUACCAAAGCCCUGUAAAACAGUAAGGAAAAUCCCCCAAAAUAUGCCAUCAUUAUUGGUUUUAAGGUUUUCCAAGUCUCAAGUCAACUUUUCAACAGAGCAUAAGCUAAACUUGAUGUAUGCAGAUUUUCCAGCAGUUCAGCAGGAUACAUCUUCACUGCUGUUUACAUACAAUGCAAAGCCUCAGUUCCAACUUCAUGUUUUAAAUUAACAUGAUAACUUCGGUGUAACUUUAAAACACACAACCUCUUUGAAAUAAGUCUCAACUUUGACAAAGUCUUGUGACCUCUGGUUGUACUGUACCUGCUCAUCGCUGGUGAGGCCUCCUUACUGGCUGAGGCAUGAGCACGACAGGACCAGGGAGAGGAUUCUGGGUAAUAAUAGAUGACGUGUGCUAGCAUUAUGCUAUGCUACUGAUUGUUUUAGUGCCUUUCUCUACAGGGUGCUUACCUUUUCCAUGUUUGCAUUAGAAUGUAUACAUUAUACAAACACGCAUGGGUGUAUGCGUGGAGAAAAUGCAGUCACCCACAGCGCUGUGUAGUCUCACAUCAAAGCUAUUUAUGCACUACAUACAGGAUGUCCUAUUUUUGUGGUAAUAAAUUUACUUUUAUAUGAAUUCCAUUGUUUUUGACUGAUGUGCUGUAACAUAUUCCACGUUCAAUACAGACAUAUAUUGUCCAUACUGCUGAGUAUCCUCUGAAAAUAACUCAAGCAAACAAAGCAAGGGGAAUAUAUGUCAAUACAGUUUAUUCAGAUUCAAGAUAGCCAGCAUCUUUAUCUUCAAGCAAAAUCAUAGCAUAAAAGCUGCCAAUAUAAGAAUGAAUGUAUGCAUGUAUGUGGAAAUGUGACAUUCUAACAUCUGAGGCACAUAACAAAAAAAAAAAAAAAAAAUCAUUCUGGAUUUGUCAGAAAAGCACAUUUGAGAUGCAGACACUCAGUUAAUAACACAAACACUCAUGAAACACAAAGUAUUAAAAGCAUUCCUCAUACCUGAAUGUUGUCAGCGUCUGUAAUUUAAUAUUGUCGGUGAAAUGUGUGUUUGUCAGUGUGUUUGUGUGCAUUGAUUGUUACAUAGUGCAAUUAUUCCCAUUUUGUUCGUACAUUUACAAUUCCAUAAAACUCAUUGUCAUACA